Odocoileus virginianus texanus is the source of this 5028-nucleotide messenger RNA. It is a transcript of the gene AMBRA1, whose product is annotated as autophagy and beclin 1 regulator 1. Gene Ontology annotation, cellular component: intracellular membrane-bounded organelle. Gene Ontology annotation, molecular function: protein binding. The record is from RefSeq and is a predicted model, not a curated record. NCBI's taxonomy places the organism in Eukaryota, Metazoa, Chordata, Mammalia, Artiodactyla, Cervidae. Gene Ontology annotation, biological process: autophagy.
GAUGUCUCCCGAGCGGCGGCGGCGGCGGCGGCGGCGGCGCCGGGUCGAAGGCUGUCUCGUCUGCGAGGCCCCCGCGCUCAAGCUGCUUUCUCCCUCCGGUCGGCGGAGCGGACCCCUCGCUUCCUUCUUGCCUCUCCUUCUAGUGCGAGGCUCAGUCCACCCGUUGGACUGCAAACCGAGCCCCCGCCCGCCUUGCAGAUUUCCAUGAAGACACCUUCCGAGGAUCUGCAUGGCCUCAGUUUAGCCGCUUCGGUGUGCGGAGCUGUGGCUCGCUCCCCCUCCCGUGCCUGGUGUGACUGUGCCUGCUGAGCGCCAUGAAGGUCGUUCCAGAGAAGAAUGCUGUCCGGAUCCUUUGGGGGCGAGAACGGGGCACUCGGACCUUUGGGGCUCAGCGACUUCUGCAGGAGCUGGUUGAAGAUAAAACCCGGUGUAUGAAAUGGGAGGGCAAGAGAGUAGAACUGCCGGAUAGUCCACGCUCCACCUUUUUAUUGGCUUUCAGCCCAGACAGGACUCUCUUGGCUUCCACUCACGUAAACCAUAAUAUCUAUAUCACGGAAGUGAAGACGGGCAAGUGUGUUCACUCGCUGAUUGGACACCGCCGCACGCCAUGGUGUGUCACUUUUCAUCCCACCAUCUCAGGCCUCAUCGCUUCUGGCUGCUUAGAUGGGGAAGUUCGGAUCUGGGAUUUGCAUGGUGGCAGUGAGAGCUGGUUCACAGAUAGCAACAAUGCCAUUGCCUCCCUGGCUUUCCACCCCACGGCUCAGCUCCUGCUGAUUGCCACUGCCAAUGAGAUCCACUUCUGGGACUGGAGUCGCCGGGAACCGUUUGCCGUGGUGAAGACCGCUAGCGAGAUGGAACGGGUCCGUCUGGUGAGAUUUGAUCCCCUUGGACACUACUUACUCACAGCAAUUGUUAACCCCUCUAAUCAGCAGGGUGAUGACGACCCAGAGAUCCCCAUAGACGGAGCAGAACUGUCACACUACCGUCAGCGGGCCCUCCUGCAAUCUCAGCCAGUGCGCCGGACGCCUCUCCUCCACAAUUUCCUGCACAUGCUGUCCUCCCGCUCCUCUGGCAUCCAGACCGAGCCCUUCCAUGCCCCGGAGCAGGCCUCGUCAGCGCCGCACGACCCGGGCCUCCUGAGCCGGCCGUCUGCCUUCAGUACGGUCCAGAGCAGCACCGCCGGCAACACGCUCCGCAACCUCAGCCUGGGUCCCCCCCGGCGCUCCCUGGGAGGCCCUCUGUCUGGCCACCCUUCCAGGUACCACCGGGACAUAGCCCCCGGGCUGACGGGAUCCGAGUGGACCCGGACAGUGCUCAGUCUGAACUCUCGCUCCGAGUCGGAGUCCAUGCCCCCGCCCAGGACCAGCGCCUCUUCGGUGAGUCUGCUCUCUGUGCUGCGACAGCAGGAAGGUGGCUCGCAAGCCUCCGUGUACACUUCAGCCACAGAAGGGAGGGGUUUUCCAGCCUCGGGAUUGGCAGCUGAGUCAGAUGGAGGGAACGGCUCCAGCCAGAACAACCCGGGCAGCAUCCGCCAUGAGCUUCAGUGUGACCUGAGACGCUUCUUUCUGGAGUACGACCGGCUUCAGGAGCUGGACCAGAGCCUCAGUGGGGAAGCCCCCCAGGCCCAACAGGCCCAGGAAAUACUCAACAAUAACCUCGAAUCCGAGCGGCCAGGGCCGUCCCACCAGCCCACCCCGCACAGCAGCGAAAACAACUCCAGCCUGUCCCGGGGCCACCUGAACCGCUGCCGCGCGUGCCACAACCUGCUGACCUUCAACAACGACACCCUGCGCUGGGAAAGAAGCGCACCGAACUACUCCUCUGGCGAGGCCAGCUCCUCCUGGCAGGUCCCCGGUCCCUUUGAGGGCAUGGCUGCGAGCGGCAGCCAGCUGCCCCCGCUCGAGCGGACUGAGGGCCAGACGGCCAGCUCCAGCAGGCUGGAGUUGGGCAGCACUGCUAGCCCGCAGGAGGAGAGGACUGUGGGGGUGGCCUUCAACCAGGAGACGGGCCACUGGGAACGCAUUUACACCCAGGCCAGCCGAUCUGGAACUGUGUCACAGGAGGCCUUACAUCAGGAUCUGCCGGAGGAGAGCUCCGAGGAGGAUUCUCUCAGGAGGAGGCUGCUGGAGUCUUCCCUCAUUUCAUUAUCCCGUUAUGAUGGAGCAGGAUCCAGAGAGCACCCAAUUUACCCAGACCCAGCGAGGUUAUCUCCUGCUGCAUACUAUGCCCAGAGAAUGAUCCAGUACCUGUCCCGGAGAGACAGUAUCCGCCAGCGUUCCAUGCGCUACCAACAGAACCGCCUCCGUUCUUCCACCUCCUCCUCUUCCUCAGACAACCAGGGUCCAUCUGUGGAGGGAGCCGACUUGGAGUUUGAGGACUUUGAGGACAAUGGUGACAGAUCCCGGCACCGAGCUCCGCGCAACGCCCGGAUGUCUGCACCUUCGCUUGGACGCUUUGUCCCAAGGCGUUUCUUGCUGCCUGAGUAUUUGCCUUAUGCUGGGAUUUUUCAUGAACGUGGACAGCCUGGCUUGGCUACUCACUCUUCUGUUAACAGGGUCCUGGCAGGGGCAGUGAUUGGUGAUGGACAGUCUGCUGUGGCCAGUAACAUUGCCAAUACUACCUACCGGCUCCAGUGGUGGGACUUCACUAAGUUUGACCUCCCAGAAAUCAGUAAUGCCUCCGUGAAUGUGCUGGUGCAGAACUGCAAGAUCUACAAUGAUGCCAGCUGUGACAUUUCUGCAGAUGGCCAGCUCCUGGCAGCAUUCAUCCCUAGCAGUCAGAGGGGCUUUCCUGACGAAGGCAUCCUGGCAGUGUACUCCCUGGCGCCCCAUAACCUGGGCGAGAUGCUCUACACCAAGCGGUUUGGUCCCAAUGCCAUCUCGGUGAGCCUGUCCCCGAUGGGCCGGUACGUGAUGGUGGGCUUGGCCUCGCGGAGGAUCCUGCUGCACCCCUCCACGGAGCACAUGGUGGCCCAGGUCUUCCGGCUGCAGCAGGCACACGGGGGCGAGACCUCCAUGAGGAGAGUUUUCAACGUCCUUUACCCCAUGCCUGCUGACCAGCGGAGACAUGUCAGCAUCAAUUCUGCCCGGUGGCUGCCCGAGCCAGGGCUCGGCCUGGCCUACGGCACCAACAAAGGAGACCUGGUGAUCUGCCGACCGGAGGCCUCGAACUCUGGUGUUGAGUACUACUGGGACCAGCUGAAUGAGACGGUCUUCACUGUUCACUCCAGCAGCCAAAGCAGCGAGAGGCCUGGCACCAGCAGAGCCACGUGGAGGACAGACAGAGACAUGGGCCUGAUGAAUGCCAUCGGCCUGCAGCCCCGGAACCCCACCACGUCGGUGACGUCUCAGGGCACCCAGACUCUGGCCCUACAGCUGCAGAAUGCGGAGACCCAGACGGAGCGGGAGAUACAGGAGCCGGGGACGGCAGCUUCCGGUCCUGGUGAAGGGGAGGGCUCGGACUACGGGGCCAGCGGGGAAGACGCGCUCAGCAGGAUCCAGCGGCUGAUGGCUGAAGGGGGCAUGACGGCCGUGGUGCAGCGCGAGCAGAGCACCACCAUGGCCUCCAUGGGCGGCUUCGGCAACAACAUCAUCGUCAGCCACCGCAUUCACCGCAGCUCCCAGACAGGCGCUGAGCCGGGGGCCGCGCGCACGCCCUCGCCACAGCCCUCCACCUCUCGGGGAAUGCUCCCAGAAGCCGGGCAGCUGGCAGAGCGAGGCUUGAGCCCCCGGACAGCCUCCUGGGAACGGCCCGCUACCCCUGGGCGGGAGCCCGCCCUGCCCUCCUCCUCCACGGCCUCUCCUCCCGCCCCCCUCCCCAGCACCGAGGGACCAACCCCGCAGCGCUGUGACCUGAGCAACAACCACCGCCUUCCUGACGGCGGGGGCAGUGCCAGGGGGGAGGCCUCGGGCCCCAGCGGGGAGCCACGGAACAGGUAGAGACAGGCGUGCCCUGGUGCCUCCCCUUGAACCGCUGAGCAGAAACUGGACCUCACAGCUGACUGGGAACCGAGCGCGCGGAAGAGCCGUGGGCUGCGUCAGGGAACAGGAGCGCGAGGGUGGGGGUCAGGAGGGCGUCCAUCCGGGGCAGCAGGGAGUGAGGCGGUGCAAGGGGCCAGGUUUGCCUCCAGGGACUAGACUCUUCCAGGAUCUGGGGCCCAGGGGUGUCACAGACUGCUGUGCUCCUUGCGAGUGGAGGAGGAAGUCGGUGUCCCUGCCACGCACCCCCCCUCCUUCUCCUGGAACCAAGGCUCAAGGGACUCAGCCCUGGGCAGAGAGCCCCCGGGAGGGUGAACAGUCUUCCAGAUCUAGGCCCGACCGUCCUGGCCAGUGGCCAGUAGGGCAGCUUCUCCCUGUUCACCUGUCGUGCAGGCAGAGCCACCAGGAGCCCUAACGCAGGAGGAGCGGUCUGGCCCCCAGAAACCACCUCCAUCUCUGAGCCUUCCAGAGCUUCAGCCCCUUGAUCAUCUUCCCCCCACAGAGACCACAGUCAGGGGUCAGGCCCGGCUCCCGGACUCCUGAGCACGGGGACUUCUGCACUUAGAGUGGGGGCCAACCAUGGAGUGGGGGGACAGCCUGCUUGCCCGAGACGGGAUGGAGUCAAGGGACAGUGGGCAGGUCCUCACUCAGGAGUGGGGGGUGUAGGCUGGCCAGCCCCCAGGGCUUGUCCACCAAGCUCCUCCUUCCCCACCACCCCCAAGGCCCUCAGAGCAGCACCCGUGGGUGUCAAGUGUUAGCUGAGCCUAGGCCAAAGCCAGCCCAAGGCUGGGGGAGGGGUGAGACUCCGGGUCAGAAUGUGAGGUCUUGGUCUGUGAUUUAAGGUGUUGCAUGUGGAAUCUUGAACUGUACGUGUAGUUUCUAGUGGAGAAAUCAAGGCUCUGAUUAUUUUGUUUUUAGUAUGAAAAAUGUGAUUACUUUUCUGUUUGUAACUCAUCAUAGAAACAUUGUGGUGGGAGGAGAGGGGAUAGUCUGACUGCUAAUGAGGGAAACACCAAAGAUCUACAUCAUUAAAAUGAUGACAUGCCCCUCA